UUAAAAGUAACAAGGGAGGAAAGGGUUAAGUUGCAGAAGGAAGGGAUGAGCGAGCAACGCAGUGUGUCAAGGGAGUAAAAUCACUUGUAAGAUUGAAGGGGGUAGUAAACGGGUGAGGGGAGCCUGUUGUUACUCGUCGGGCUCUCUGUGGUCUGGAGCCCGGCUUUUCCCCGUAAAGGAGCGAGGAGGGGAGGGGGAAGUCCCACCCUCCUCAAUCAUAUGCUGGCUGCCUAGAGCAGCGAGAGCCGGACGCCGGGAAGGCAGCUCGUUGGUCGAUUGUUCGGUGGGAACGCGCUGAGGAAUGGGAAGCCGCGGUGCCUCCCCCACCCCGGCUGGUGGGCACCGGCGGGACAACGGGCGCUGAGGAUGCGAUAACCCGGAGCCCCAGCCGGGAGCAAGACGGCGCGGCCACCCCGCACCCUCGCCGGGGCGGGAUGAGGGAACUGCUGCCCGGCUUGGCUCUGCUCUGCUUACUGGGCUGGCUGAGCCUUACCUCGGAGCCCGGGGAUCCCCCGCCGCCGCCGCCGCCGUCUGCUGCUGCUAAAACUUUCCGAAGUCUUCUCGCUGUUUCGCUGCAGGAGGAGGAAGCGGCAGGGACGACGAGGAGGAGCGGUUCGUUGCCAGGACGGACCGGGAACGAGCUGGCACCAUUGGUGGAGCAGGGUGUGUUCUGGAGCGAGCGAGCCGACCGCUUACCGUCCGCCGGCUUCUCGGAGAGGCACGUCCAGCGCUGGCAGCAACGAGCCCGCUCUGCGCGCCUGGUCAGCCUGGAGAAGGGCUGCGGGAGGCUGUCCAACCGCCUGGCGACCUUCGCGGAUGGUAGCCGAGCCUGCGUGAGGUACGGCAUCAACCCAGACCAGGUUCUGGGCGAGACCCUCUCCUUCUACCUGUCCCGCCUGCUGGGCGUCCGCAACGUGCCCGCCCUGGCACUGUCCCGGGUCAACACCAACGCUGAGCAGUGGCUGAGGGUCCGGCGCGAGGUGCAGGCGGCGCCCUGGGCGGACCGGCCGGUGGUCAGUCUGUCCGAGUGGAUCGGCAACCUGAGCGACGUGGUGAGUCCGCCGCCGCUGCGGGCCGGCGCUGGCGCCAGAGGGCUGCACCCUCGGGUGGACGAGCUGGCCAACGUGACGGAGCACCAAGCGCGGGAACUGGCCCAGUGGUCCGACCUCGUCCUCUUCGACUACCUGACGGCGAACUUCGACCGGCUGGCCAGCAACCUGCUGAGCUUGCAGUGGGACUCGCGGGUGAUGGAGCGGUCGACCAACAACCUCCACCGAACGCCCCAGGGCUCCCUGGUCUUCAUCGACAACGAGGCGGGGCUGGUGCACGGCUACCGGGUGUUACCCAUGUGGGAGCGCUACCACGAGUCGCUGUUGAAGACCCUGUGCAUUUUCCGCAAGGAAACGGCUAGGCGGAUCACGGAGCUGCACCGUUCCCGGGAUGCCGCCGGCCAGUUGCUGGCCCUGUAUCUGGCCAGCGAGCCGCUGGCCCCGCAGCUCGGGUUCCUGUCCGAGGAACACGCUCAGAUGGUGCAGGCCAGGACUGACCGCCUCUACAAACACAUCAUGCAGUGUAAGGCGAAGUAUGGACAAUAAGCUUGGCCAGGGGUUACCCUUUUUUUUUUGGUGACUUCUUCCUCCCCCUGUUAAACCCUUGACUCCCCUUUGGGAGGGGGUUUGUUAACUGGGCCGUGUCCCCGUGCGAGGUGGGAAGGGGAAGCAGCACCAACGAAGUCAGCGGCUGGAGCGGCAUCUGUGAGGAGAAAGUAAUUGCUGACGGUUCAGGUCUAAAGCCUAAAGCAAUAUCUCACCCAGAUGCUAAUCUACCUUCAGCAGAUCUUUGUUGCUCCAGAUUUCAGCAACUGCAGUUGUGUGUGUCUCCAAGGUGCCAAUGGGCAUCUCCCUGCCAUUGAAGAUCAACCUGCUCUUGCCCAACCUUCUAUUUUCAGAUAACUUGGGGAGGAAUCAGCAUUGAGCUGAGUCUGCUCUGGUGUGCCCGAAUGAACUACGUCUCAUAGACUGGAAACAUCAAGAGGCAAUAGUAAGAGAAUUCUUCCUCGAACAGGGUCUAAGAAAACCCCCCUUUGUAACAUAAUUCUUCAGCUUUCUAUGGUGGAAUAUUUUGGGACUGAAAUUGGUAUUGGGCGAUAGCACGUAACUGGCAAGAGCAAAUAAUUGUGUCAUCCAUAUCCUAGUGGCAUUUGCCAGUUCAUUGUUUCCUCUGUUAUAUUUUCAUUCCAGAGAGAUUUCAAUUUUUUCAUUAUCUGCAUUUUAUUGCUCCUGGGUACACUCUUACACCACCUUCCUAGUACCUAGGCAACCGUUGAGUCAAUCCUGUAAGUGGUUUUAUCCUAGCCCCAGUUUGGUUCCAAAAUUAGCCCAAGCAAAUGUGAGAAUUUGGAUAUUUCAAUCUGACACAAUUUCAUAUUUUACCAUAACAAGCGUGGCCGGACAGGUUAACAAAAUUGAGAGCAUAGAUAGGGUCAGACAGUCUUUCUCCCAGGAUGUAAGUGUCAGAUACCAGGGAUUUGGAGAUUUAAGGUGAGACAGGGGAAGUUUAAAGAAGAUUUGCAAGGCAACUUUCUUUUUAAGGGUGUGGUAGAUGCCUGGGCUGUGCUGAAUGGAGAGGUGAUAGAUACAAGAGUGGUUUAUAAAAGGCAUUCAGGCAGGGACUUGAGCAGCUGUGGAAUAGAAGGAUAUGGACUAUGUACAUCCAGGUAGGAUUAACUAGAUUGGCAUCAUAGUUAGUGAGGUCCCGAUGGGUUGAAGGUCCUGACCAUAUUCUGUACUGUUCUAUUCUGAGUGCCCACUUCUGUGCUUUGUAACUAGAUCAGACCUUUUUAGUAUCUCAAGCCUGUUCUCACAUUCACCUAACUGUACCUGAAGUGUUUCUUAAUUCAAUUAAUUGUUUAAUUUAGUUUUUUAAUUAAACUACUUUGCUCAAGGUAGUUUCAGGCUCUACAGUAUUCAGUAUCCUCACCAGUCACAAAAAACCCUACAAAUUUAGCCCCAGCUUCAAGGAUCCAAUGCUUCUUCACGAUUUCCCUGCUCAGUUGCAUUCCUGUUAUGAUUAUUCUCCUCCUGCAGUUGAUUAAUUUAACUCCCAUUUUAGUUUUCUUUCCCUACAGCUGCCCACUAUUGAUUCUUGCUCAACCAUCCCACACCAAGGUGAUUAAGAGUAAACCAUCCAGCUGUUGGGGAAAGUGAGUGAGUUUGAGGUCAUUGUAGAAUGGGUUCAUGAUCCUAGCUGGGGUACUUGGUCACCAACAAAAAGAAAGCUUCCAACAAUAUGAAAGCUCCUUCUUUGAAGAGAUUCUUGGCCUAGUAGAAGGAAUGAUGGGAAGAUGGCAGAGCUAGUAGACAGCCUCUGACUCAGUGCUAGUGAGCCGGAUUCAGUCCUGAACUCCGGUCUGUCUGUGUGAACACUGUAUGUUGUUCUCCCUGUGACUGUAGGUUUCCUCUAGGUGCUCUUGCUUCCCUGCACAUAAAGAAGAUGCGCGGAUUGGGAGGUUAACUGGCCUCUGUAGAUUGGCCAAGUGUGGUGGUGAGUAGUAUAAUUUGGACAGAGUGUGAGAAUGUGGGGAGAAAUUAAAAGUAGGAAGAAUGAAGGGUUUACAUUAAUUGUUCAAGUAGGCAUGGAUUUGAUGGGCCGAAUACCCUCUGCUUGUGCUGAGUAGGUGGAUUGUAUCUCAAAAGGGAAGCUGCUCCUAGCCAUGAUAUACUGAAGUGUCAGCUGAGAGGAAACGUACGCUGGAGGUUUGCACCAUUUAAGUUGCUGAACCUCAAAGUGGAGAGUGAUGCGUCUGUUUGUCCACAUUCUUGACUUGAUCGUAUGGUCAGAGCCCAAAUGGUUGAUUCUUCUGGUGUUCUGCUUGUCACGGUCUGCCAACCUGAAAAUGUACUUUUGUACCAACCUUGUUAACCAAUGCCCUCUCAAUGCUAUUGUGCGUGAGACUUACCUUUAGCCAUCUUUGCUCAAAGUUAGUUAACUAUGAUCUGAUCAAAGUAGGCAGUUCCUAGAUUGGGGAGUUUAAGGUUAGGAGUAACAGUUUUAUAUUGUUAACCCGGGUCUGUGGGGGACAAAGGUAUCUCAGCUCAAAAUGCUGACCAUUCAUUUUCUUCCAUCGAUGCUGCUUGUCCCAGUAAGCUCUUCCAACAUUUUAUGUGUGUUGAUCCUGAUUUCCAGCAUCUCUCUUGUCCUCUAAUUACUCUUGAUGUCACCUUGUGACUAGGUCUGAUUUUUAAACUUGGCAAAAUUGAAGGUGUGUGGUCUUGCUAGCCGUAGGUUAAAAUUAAUUAGCACAGGGGGUGGCCAAGAGUUGGACAACGCUGCCUGAAACAGCAGUGGUAAUGUUACCCUUUCAUGAGGUACUUAUACUUAUCACAAGGAUGUCUAUGGUUAUGAGGGAAAGGCUGGAUUGUAGGGAUAAGUGGGGCAGCUCUUUAAGGAGGUUUGUAGUGACUCUAGCUGUAUGAAUGCAUGACUGAGUCUUUGUGCUAGAUGUCAAUGAUUGGAGUCUGUCCAAUCCUGAAAUAAAAACAAAAUACUGGAAGCAAUUAGCAGUCAGAGAAUCAGAAAUAAUAUUUCAGGUCAAAGACCUUUCAUCAAUAAUGGUUCUUGAACUUGAAGUAUUUUGUCUCUUACAAUAGAUCCCGUGACCUACUUGCUCAGUGUUUCUGCAUUUUCUGUUUUUACUUAUGAUUUACAACCCCGGCAGUGUUUUUCCCCCAUUUAUAAUGAUAAUUUCAAUCCAGACAUUAAACAACACACCAUGUAGCUCUGAACUUGUGACGGACUUAUGUGUUGAUUACGUGCCAGCCUUUGAGAUCUGUGAGAUGAUCUGUUGAUGGAGGUUCAAAUACCACAGAGUGAGCGUUUGUUUGAUUGUUACAGACGAAGUUGUUUCCAUUGAAUGAAGCCUGGAAGAGAGCAGAUUGUAAAAUUUCAGUGAUUCAUUGAGAUCAGAACACAGUCACUUUAAUCAUACUAGAUUACUCCUGACUGAAGUGGUUUAUAUUUACAACAGCUUUGAAAGAUUCUUGACGUUGACAGGGGAUCAAAGUUAAAGACAUUAGAUUAGCCAAUCAUCUACUGUGCAGAUAGAUAUUAAGUCUGUUUGAAGAUGGAAUUGUCAAGAUUUAGAGAUGUUCCAAGCACAUUAUAGACCAUGCUAGUCCUCUUAGUUGUAUGUAUUGCUACUUUGUUCUUCUACAAGGGAAGGGUGAUCUGAGGUUCUCCAGAUUGCCAUACUUGAUAGUGGAAUCAUGUUGUUGGAUAGGUCUGUGGCAUUAUGGUUGUGAUAUGCUGUUGUCGAGUUGAAAUAUAUAGAUAUAUGUUCCACGAUGAUGAGCCAGUGGGAGGUCCAAGGGAAAGGGUUUUCCUCAUCUCCUGAGACUAUCUAAUAUAGCUUCUUGAGUCAAGUUUUAAAAAAAAAAAUAAUCGGUCCUUUGAAGGUGACUAUAAUGAAUAUAGUCCAGAGGCAAAAUUGCAUUUUAAAAGAUGGUUCCUGUGUUUGGAAUAAUGCUACAUUAUUUUUACUAGUCUAGCACUAGCAGUUGAGGAAUAAUGAGGCAGUAAAGUGACACAUCGAAAUGAAAAAUGAGUUCUUGAAGAGUGUCGAGGAUCAUUAAUAUACUAUUUACCCGAAUCUAAAUUUAGAUUUUAUUGAUUGCUAACCUAAAAAAGGACUUUUUCGUUGCCUUUCCACAUGCCAUUCAGUACAAAAUAUUAAAUAAAGGCAGUAUCCUUCAGCCAAAACCUGAGGCUGCUGGAAACUCCCUACGAAGCCAUGCUUCACCUAACUCAGACCUUCACUUGAAAGGCAAUAAUUAAUUCCAUUAAAACUUGAAGUUCAAUAUCAUUGCUGUAAAGAAGGAGAAAACGGUGUGGAUUGUGGAACAAUUAAAAGGAGCAGGGUCUACCUAUAACUUUAUGCACACAGUAAAUCAUUGUCAAAAUGUACAUGUUCAAAAAGAGAAUAGAGGCACAGGGAUUAUUUUAAGACUAUUUUAUUGAAGUAGAUCGUGUAAUCGUAUGGCAUUUAGGGUGUUAACUCAAAUGAGUGGGACAACCAUUCAUAUUAACAGUAAUUUAUUAAUUUUGAAGAACAAAGUUCUGUAGACACCUUUGGAUUUCUUAGUAGUAUAAUAGCCAUAUAGAGCAGGGUUCUAUAUGGAAAGUUGGUGAUGAACAAGUUUGCUUUUAAUAAUACCUUUAACUAUAUUGAAAUAUCUGACUUGAAGUUUUUAAUGUAUGAAGGGUUUUUAAUGUAUGAUCCUGGUCAUAAUGCAGACCCAGCCCUAGCUUUAUGCUUUUCUACUGUCAAAGUAGGAAUAUUAUAAUCAGAAGUAGAAAAAUCAGCCUGGAAUCCCAGUCCAGAUCAUUCCUGCUCAGAGCUCAUGGGAUUAUGAACCUCUCUGCAGACAAGAGGGAAGGGAAGUGCAAGGCAGUAAAUUCUUUGUGGUACCAUUGUCUGCAUUGCCUCGGUUCAUGAAUGUCUGUAUUGUGUGAAAGCUGUGCAUGUUAAACAGCAAAUUUUGUGUUGCAACCUUAUGAAUGACAUUUCCACAGCUUCCUACAUUUGAAAGUAUCAUUUCUUCCUCUUUAAUUGGGCUACCACUUAACAUUAUCAUUGUGAGAUGCAGCUUCCUUAUUUUACAAAAAUCAAUGCAGUUGAUGAGGGACAACAAAAUUGUUUGCAUUUGCUCCCUUAAAAAGGGUUAAACCUCUGGCAAUGGAGGACAGACAAACUGCAGGAUUGAUUACCUCCAUGAGAAUACAGAUGGGAGCCCAGGAUUUAGUGAGAAAGCUGGGUGCUGGUUCCCUGAAUAGAAGCAUGCAUGAUUUGGUCUAAGUCCAUUGUGUAGUUGGACAUUUUAACCGUGCUUUCUGCUUGUUCAAAGCAAAGUUGGUAUAAAAGUAUGUAUGCAACCCCAUGAUUCAUGCACGGUUAAUACAGGAAACACAAUAGAAUCAGCGAAAGACAGCACCCAACAGGACAGACAACCAACCAAUGUGCAAAUGACAACAAACUGUGCAAGUAUAAAAAGAACAAUAAUAAUAAGCAAUAAAUAUUGAAAACAUGAGAUAAAGAGACCUUGAAAGUGAGUCCAUAAGUAGUGGGAACAGUUCAGUGUGAGUCCUGGUGGUGUGAGUCCUGAGGCUCCUGUGCCUUCCUGGUUUCAGCAGCAAGAAGAGAGCAUGACCUGGAUGGUGGAAGUCCCUGAUGAUGGAUGCUGCUUUCCUGUGACACCACCGUGUAGAUGUGCUCAAGGGUGGGGAGGGUUUUACCAGUGAUGGACUGGGCAACAUCCACUAACUUUGGUAGGCUUGUUUUCAUACACCUAAAAGCAGUGGUUUUUGGACUAAUUUUAGUACAUAGCCCAGAUGUAUUUUUCAUAUUCUAUAGAUUUUGCAGUGCAUUUGGCCCAACUUAAUUCUACCUAAUUGUUGUGAUUCUUAUAUGCAUUGUAUAUAAAUGUAAUAUAUAAUAUGUCUCAUUUUGGUUUACAGAAACAAGUUUUGUUUAUUUGCAACAUGUGUAUAUUAAUGAAUGAUUAAUUUUGUAUGAAUACUUUGGUGUAAUUGAUAUGACUUGUGUCUGACAAUGUUAAACUUUCUCA
Messenger RNA from Hypanus sabinus (Atlantic stingray), 7622 nucleotides. RefSeq names its product four-jointed box kinase 1 (gene fjx1). Gene Ontology annotation, biological process: cell-cell signaling. The transcript has a single exon. The coding region runs from base 435 to 1595 and encodes 386 amino acids. NCBI's taxonomy places the organism in Eukaryota, Metazoa, Chordata, Chondrichthyes, Myliobatiformes, Dasyatidae. The record is from RefSeq and is a predicted model, not a curated record.